GAUGAUCAAAUUCAAAGCUGCUUCAAACCUGAAGAAGAAAAUAUCUCUUUUUCGUGCCUAGGAAUCAGUUUCGAGAAAUUUUCAGACCGAUCGAAGCUUUUGCAGAACUUGGAAUUCAGAUUCGGUUUUGAUUCGUUCAUCGUUGUCAAUUCAUCAUGAGUUUCAUCUUUGGGAAGCGAAAGACUCCUGCGGAACUCCUGCGGGAAAACAAGAGGAUGUUGGAUAAGUCUAUCAGAGAGAUAGAGAGGGAGAGGCAAGGCCUGCAAACGCAGGAAAAGAAGCUGAUUGCCGAGAUAAAAAAGACCGCCAAGCAGGGCCAGAUGGGAGCUGUUAAGGUGAUGGCGAAGGACCUAAUCAGAACCCGACACCAGAUUGAAAAGUUUUACAAACUUAAGUCACAACUCCAAGGUGUAUCUCUCAGAAUCCAGACGUUGAAAUCAACACAAGCAAUGGGAGAGGCGAUGAAAGGCGUAACGAAAGCGAUGGGACAGAUGAACAGGCAGAUGAACUUGCCGUCUCUUCAGAAGAUCAUGAUGGAGUUUGAGAGGCAAAACGAGAAGAUGGAAAUGGUCUCCGAGGUGAUGGGAGACGCAAUAGACGACGCCUUGGGAGGAGACGAGGAAGAGGAAGAGACUGAAGAGCUCGUCAGCCAGGUUCUCGACGAGAUCGGUAUCGACAUCAACCAAGAGCUGGUGAACGCACCAUCUGCAGCCGUGGCGGCGCCAGCCGCGAAGAACAAGGUGGCACAGGCAGAGCCGACAGGGAAUGAUGACGGAGGAAUAGACAAUGACCUCCAGGCGAGGUUAGACAACCUGCGGAGAAUGUGAGGCUUUUGUUUCUGCUGCUACGUUCUGUAUCAUAUUAUCAUCACAUCAUACUUUGUUUUUAUAAGUAUUAAAUUUUGUACUGAAUCAUAACAGAAUACGAACAAAUAUCAUUUAUUA
Molecule: messenger RNA, 944 nt
Organism: Tarenaya hassleriana
Lineage: Eukaryota; Viridiplantae; Streptophyta; Magnoliopsida; Brassicales; Cleomaceae
Product: vacuolar protein sorting-associated protein 2 homolog 1
Exons: 5
Coding region: 156-827 (223 amino acids)
Biological process (GO): protein transport; endosome transport via multivesicular body sorting pathway; late endosome to vacuole transport
Cellular component (GO): ESCRT III complex; multivesicular body
Source: RefSeq, a predicted model, not a curated record